AUGCCGCCCGCCCGUCGUCGAGGAGGCAAAACUGCCGCCACGCGGUCAACCCAGCCCGUUCUAUCGUUCGGUGCAAAGUCUCGAGUCACAAAGCCAUCAGCCGCCCCGUCAACGCCAUCGGAGAAGACCAAGGCUCAUGAACCCCUGGCUGCAACGGUCUCUGACACAGAAUCACCGAAAGAAACUACUGAACCCAACGUCACUUCGCCGUCGCAGCCCCAUGUGGCCGAGCUUGCUGUGAGACAACAAGCCAAGGUUGAAACCCAACAACCAUUAUCGGAAGAUGACAAAAAGGCGACGAAGAUUUCCCAGAAGCAACUGCAAGAUUAUUGGAAGAAAGAGGAGUCGAAGAGUCGAGGGCCAAGAGUUCAUCAUGACGAUCUCUCGCUGGAAGAGAAGAUAUUGCGGCACUUUGAUCUUUCCAGCCAAUACGGGCCUUGCAUCGGAAUCGCCCGUAUAAAGCGAUGGAGACGAGCAGAGUCUCUUAGCCUUAAUCCUCCCAUCGAAGUUCUCUCAGUAUUGCUCAAACAAGAUACAGCCACCGGACAGCGGGCAUAUAUUGACGAGUUGAUGUCGUGA
Molecule: messenger RNA, 579 nt
Organism: Aspergillus calidoustus
Lineage: Eukaryota; Fungi; Ascomycota; Eurotiomycetes; Eurotiales; Aspergillaceae
Source: the annotation of a GenBank genome assembly